Molecule: messenger RNA, 2130 nt
Organism: Ornithorhynchus anatinus (platypus)
Lineage: Eukaryota; Metazoa; Chordata; Mammalia; Monotremata; Ornithorhynchidae
Product: ameloblastin
Exons: 12
Coding region: 102-1559 (485 amino acids)
Biological process (GO): positive regulation of enamel mineralization; odontogenesis of dentin-containing tooth
Molecular function (GO): structural constituent of tooth enamel
Source: RefSeq, a predicted model, not a curated record
UCUGUUUUGCAGAUGAUCCCUCUAAUAGUCGCACAGGUCGGGGCCCAGUGGUCCCCCAGAUCUUCACUGGGCUAUUCAUCCAGCCUCUAGCCCCUGGAAGAAUGGCCCCUAUAGGUCAGGACAAUCCAGAAGAUCAGGACCAGGUUCUACCAACAGGACAAAGUGGCAUGAGCCCUGCCACCCAGGACACCCCAGAAGACCAGCCCCCGACUGCCAGUGGCUUGCUGGAUGAGUCUGAGGUCACAUUACCUGCCAACCUACAAGGGGUCUCGCUGACGACUGAGGAGAGCACCACCGAGGAACCAAGGGGUCCUACUCUUAAAAUGGAGAAUUUGGUUCUAAUCCUGUCCCUCUUUGGCACAAGUUUUGCCAUACCGGUCUUUCUGCAGCCGGGUGGACCUCCUGGCAUGGGCAGUCUGAGCCUGGAGACAAUGAGACACCUGGGCAAUUUGAACUUGCUUCCACAGUUCUCUAGAUUUGGUUUUGGAAAGCAGUUUAAUUCUUUAUGGAUGCAUGGAUUCCUCCCCCCACACUCCAACUACCCAUGGCUGUCACCAAGAGACCAGGAGACACAACAGUACGAAUACGCGUUGCCGGUGCAUCCGCCUCCCCGGCCGUCCCAGCGGACCCUCCAGCCCCAGCAGCCGAAGCAGAAUGCGUUCCUCCCUCCCACCGUGGCACCUUCCGCCCAGGGCCCGCCUGCCCAGAACGGGGAUCCUCAACCUCCGAUCCUCCACCUGCAGCCUCCCCUGCAGCAGGAGGAGAAACCCUCCGUUCAAGAGCAGGUGGCCCCACCCAAAAGACCCCCAAAGCCAGAGUUACCCGCACUGGAUUUUACGGUUCAACUGAGACAGUCAAUAUUCCCAAUUGCCCAAAAAUUAAUAUCUCAAGGACCCAGGCAAAAGGCUGAACAAUCUCCACUUUACCCGGAAUUGGUUUACGUGCCAUUUGGAGCAAAUCAACAGAAUGCCGCCCCUGCGAGACUUGGCAAAGUGAGCUCUGAAGAAAUGCCGGGAGGCGGAGGAGAGCCCUUGGCCUAUGGAUCCAUCUUCCCGGGAUUUGGGAGCAUGAGACCCGGCUUCGGGGCCAUGCAGAUCAAUCCGGCUCUGGGAAAAGACUUCACCCUGGAAGACGACUCGCCCACGGUUGCCGGCAAGCCCCCUGGUCAGGGAGGAGAGGUCCUGGGCUCCCCCAGGGACGGAGCCAUCCCGGCUGGUCACCCUAACCCAGGGCUCCUUCCUGAAAGAAUUUCCAGGCUCCGCAGCGGGGCCGCCCUGACAUUCCCCAGCGACUUCAUCCCCCACCGAGGACAGGGCCCGGCCGGGCAAAGCAAACUUCCGCCCGGCGUCACGCCGCCGCCGGCUGACCCCCUGAUGACACCCGGUCCCUCCGACCCUCUGGAGUUCUUCGAAGGUGACGGGACAACCCCCCUGGGCCUUCAGAGGGAAGCUCUUCUGGAUACCACCAUGACUCCAGACACCCAAUCCACCUACAUGCCGGGGAACGAGGCCCAGCAGAUGCAGGUUACACAAGACCAGUGGCAAUUCCAGGAGCCCUGAGCUUGCUCGGACCGAGCACUGACCAGGAGGAUUCGUGUCUCCCACCUAUUCUGAUGCUAUGUCUUUGGGCUAAAGCAUGCAUUAACCUGCUUCUCUGGCCUGGGCUCUGAAGGUAUUAAAUAGCAUGCUAACCUAUCUGUGCAGCUCUAGAUUAUGUUGGCUGAGUCUCUGAAUUUUAGUCUCCUCUGGUAUUUCGGGGUUAGAAAUCAGAUGAUAUAGAUGAUUAAUGACACGAUAUACGUAUGGAUUCUGCCCCAACCUGAGGGUGGAUGAAAAGGUCUUGUCUUUCAUCGUCGCUGUGAGCUUUCAGCUGGGGGGAAAAACGGAGCCUUUUCUAGGGUUUUGGGGAGCGCCAGUGGCAAGUCUGACACAUUUGUAUCGGGAAAUGGGAUAAAAGGUCUCUCUGAGACAAUUUCCUGAAAACAAUAAAACUAAUUUCAGAACCACAGCCCAUGGCAAUCGAGCGUCUAUAUUGGGGUUGGUAGAAGACCCUGGAGCUAGCAGGGGUUGGUGGUUUGGGUACGUUGUUAUUAUUGAAGUUAUACCUUAUAAACCAUUUUAUUUAAUCCGA